GUUCUUUCUGUGCCCUGCCAGGAAACAAGCUCCCAUAUCCCUGUUGGAAGCCUUCUAGCGACAGGAUGAGUCUGCAGUGGACUGCAGUUGCCACCUUCCUCUAUGCAGAGGUCUUUGCUGUGUUGCUUCUCUGCAUUCCCUUCAUUUCUCCCAAAAGAUGGCAGAAAAUUUUCAAGUCCCGCCUGGUGGAGUUGGUGGUGACCUACAGCAACACAUUCUUUGUGGUUCUUAUUGUCAUCCUUGUGCUGCUGCUCCUCGAUGCUUUCCGUGAGAUUUGGAAGUAUGACAACGUGACAGAAAAGGUGAACCUCCAGAACAAUCCUGGGGCCCUGGAGCACUUCCACAUGAAGCUCUUCCGCGCCCAGAGGAAUCUCUACAUCGCUGGCUUUUCCUUGCUGCUGUCCUUCCUGCUUCGACGCCUGGUGACUCUCAUCUCCCAGCAGGCCACGCUGCUGGCCUCUAACGAAGCCUUUAAAAAGCAGGCCGAGAGUGCUAGCGAGGCGGCCAAGAAGUACAUGGAGGAGAAUGAGCAGCUGAAGAAGGGAACUGCUGUUGACGGACACAAGUUGGGUGUUGGGGACGCUGAGGUGAAGUUGGAGGAAGAGAACAGGAGCCUGAAGGCCGACCUGAAGAAGCUAAAGGAUGAGCUGUCCGAUACCAAGCAGAAACUAGAGAAAGCUGAAAGCGAGGUUCUGGCCAUGCGGAAGCAGUCCGAGGGCCUCACCAAGGAGUACGAUCGCCUGUUGGAGGAGCAUGCAAAACUGCAGGCUGUGGUAGAUGGUACCACGGACAAGAAGGAGGAGUGAGGGCCUCCCUCUUCUGCCGCAGCCAGCAUCUACCUGGCACGUGCGCACUGCUUCUGGGGAGCCCAGCCUCUUCCUCGGGUACCUCGGUUCACUCCCUUCUGCUUCCCCCAUCCCCUUCCACAGCUUGUAGCUCCUCAUCUGGGCCCCUUGUUCGCACUCCCUGCAUACCACGGGGGACCUGGUUGCCACACAUUCAAGCUGAGGUCGCUUUUGUUCUGCCCUGCCCAGCCCCGGCUUCCAUUUCUUGGUGUAGAGGGCACUUGUAACCCAGCCUGCAGCAGGGCUCGUUUCCAGCUACUUUCAGCCCCCUUUUUGUUUUGCUGUGUUGAUAUUUUCUCUGGUCCUGCAGGAGGGCAGGUGAAGCAGACAGACUGGAGUUUCUCUUGGGGGCAAUAAAGGUGGUUCUGAUGUGU
This is a messenger RNA of Galeopterus variegatus (Sunda flying lemur), 1219 nucleotides long. RefSeq names its product B-cell receptor-associated protein 31 (gene BCAP31). Gene Ontology annotation, biological process: endoplasmic reticulum to Golgi vesicle-mediated transport; intracellular protein transport. The transcript is spliced from 7 exons. Bases 66 to 806 code for a protein of 246 amino acids. The record is from RefSeq and is a predicted model, not a curated record. Lineage: Eukaryota; Metazoa; Chordata; Mammalia; Dermoptera; Cynocephalidae. Gene Ontology annotation, cellular component: endoplasmic reticulum membrane; endoplasmic reticulum.